ACCUCAUAAGGCAUCCAUCUGAUUGUACUUGCCAAUCAGAGGGACGGGGAACGCUGAAAUCACGACCAUAACCACAUGAUGGUGUGCCUCUAUGGAAAUGACGCAUGCUGAACAUGAAGUGGUCAUUUAGCUUUAUGAGGGGAAAGUGCCUCCCAACCCCCUCUGCUUUGUGGUGGCAAAGUUAACAGAGAGGAUUCGGAGGUACUUUUCCUCCUGAUACAGUCAAAUGACCAUCUCAAAAAAAUUAUUUCCAGUUCCAUCACGCUCGACCUACUUAUUAGUAUCGACUCCCUACAGAUGUGGUCAAAAAUGACACACUCCUGCUCUCCCCAGUUAUGAGUACUCAAGGAUCUCCUCCUAUCCUCAACCCCAACAUAUAUCUCAACUAUCUCGGCCCAGACGAAGCAAGCAAUUAUGAGCUCAGUAGAAACAUCGCCUUAGUGACACUUGGUGCACUGAUCUGGGAUAUACUCUUCAGCAUCGCCGAUGACUACGGGUUAAUCCGGAUGGGAAGACCGUCAGUUACUCUCUUCGCUUAUUUUUUGGCUAGACCAUCUGUGCUUGUUAUGGUAGUCCUGGCCAUACUGCAGAAGACUGGCCCGCUUUCAAAUUGCACACUUGUUGCCAUGUUUGUAGUGGCAUUCCAGGUCAUAACAUCUGCAGCCGCUUCCUUCCUCUUCCUCAAACGUGUUCACGCUGUCUACCACGGCAGUAGAACCAUCCAAUAUGUUUUCAACUUCCUUUGGGUCAUCGGCGUUGGCACUUCCUGUGCAGUAUUCUUUAGUACCAUGCACGAUUAUAGCGAAAUUGCCGACACAAAACACUGUAUUCGACAUCAAGGCUGGACCGCUCUCUCCAUUGCUUUUAUGGAUCCUGUGCUCUUCGAUACCCUUGUCUAUUUUGCUAUCGUGUACAAGAUCCUUUCCGGUCAUCGGAUGGGCCAGAAGAACGACUGGAGGACUUUCUGCUGUGGAAAUGGCCUCCCUCACCUCUCGCGUGCUGUGUUUCAAGGAGGACAGCAGUAUUAUUUGAUCACCACUGGCGCUAACCUAAUGCGGUUUGUGCUCAGCGCAGACCCCUUCUCAUCUCCCACACUGCAAACUAUACUGUCAACACCGGCUGUAAUGUUGACGAGUGCUAUGGCCUGUCGAGUAUAUCGAAAUUUGUUGAUCAAAACCUCGGAAGAGUGUCAAGUGACCUGUGCGAAGUUGACAACACCGGUUUUCGCAAAUGGGCAAAUGACAGAUGCUAUCACUGCCGGGGAAAGCAGCAGUAUCGGUGAAGUUUGAAGCUUGAAGUCUGAUGCAAUUGGCUAGCAUGAUUGGACUGAAGUCUGCACUGCAUGCUGAUUGCUACUAGUAUGUACCCACAUCUGUCUUGAAUAAGUGGUUGGUCCCUAUAUAUAUGUAUUAUCCUGGGUUGGUAUCAGUGCAUCAGGAAAUUAACACUUUACUAUUUUUGAC
Pisolithus orientalis is the source of this 1463-nucleotide messenger RNA. RefSeq lists its product as uncharacterized. The transcript has 6 exons. The record is from RefSeq and is a predicted model, not a curated record. Bases 336 to 1289 code for a protein of 317 amino acids. NCBI's taxonomy places the organism in Eukaryota, Fungi, Basidiomycota, Agaricomycetes, Boletales, Pisolithaceae.